Molecule: messenger RNA, 1185 nt
Organism: Perca fluviatilis (European perch)
Lineage: Eukaryota; Metazoa; Chordata; Actinopteri; Perciformes; Percidae
Gene: miox
Product: myo-inositol oxygenase
Exons: 10
Coding region: 132-992 (286 amino acids)
Biological process (GO): inositol catabolic process
Cellular component (GO): cytoplasm
Molecular function (GO): inositol oxygenase activity; iron ion binding
Source: RefSeq, a predicted model, not a curated record
GUGUGACUGGACAUUGGUGUACACUUUAUGCUGACUUACAGUGCAGGUUGAAAGCAUUACCUUUAAAACCGGUAGCAUAUAUACAGGCAGGAGGAACGAAACACCACAACACAGACAUUCAUCUGUCAGCCAUGCGUGUCAUCAACAUCGGUCCAGACCCGUCUCUGGCAUAUCGGCCAAAUUUGGAGACGGAUAAAACCAAAGAAAAGGAAGACUACAGAAACUUCAAGAGUGGAAGUCUAAUUGACCGUGUGUUCAACACAUACAAGCUGAUGCACACCAAUCAGACGCUGGACUUUGUGAAAAAAAAGCACUCUGUAUGGGCCGGCUGCAACCAUGACCAUAAGAGGAUGAUGGACGCCAUCAUGUCUCUAGACCAGCUGGUGGACGAGUCCGAUCCUGAUGUGGACUUCCCCAAUUCCUUCCACGCCUUCCAGACUGCUGAGGGCAUCCGCCAAGCACACCCAGACAAAGACUGGUUCCAGUUGGUGGGUCUGAUCCAUGAUGUUGGGAAGACAAUGGCUCUUUGGGAUGAACCCCAGUGGGCUGUAGUAGGUGACACCUUCCCAGUGGGCUGCAAGUUUCAAAACUCCAUUGUGUUCAGAGACAAUACCUUUAUGGAUAACCCAGAUGAGAAAACUACCAGCUACAAUACAGAAUACGGGAUCUAUGAAUCAAACUGUGGACUCGACAAAGUCCUCAUGUCCUGGGGCCAUGACGAGUAUCUCUACAGAGUUAUGAAGUUUAACAACUGCUCCAUCCCAGAGCAGGGGUUGUACAUGAUUCGCUUUCAUUCGUUCUACCCCUGGCACUCCCACGGAGACUACAUGCACCUGUGCAAUGACAAAGACCUGCGCAUGCUGCCCUGGGUCCAAGAGUUCAACAAAUUUGACCUGUACACAAAGAGCACCGAGCUCCCCGACGUCGACAAGCUGAAGCCGUACUACCAGUCUCUGAUCGACAAGUACUGUCCUGGAAUACUGAAGUGGUGAAACAAACAACGUUGAAUUCAACUUCAACACUAUAUAAUAGAGGGUGAUUACAUUUGUGGAUAAAUAUAGAAUGAUUUGUCAUGUUGCUCUAUAAUAACACUAAAGCUGGAUUUAGUAUCUCCUGUACACACAUAUUUCUUAUAUGUAUUGAUCUAUACUGACAAUUCAAAUUACAUUUAUACUGUAUAACUCA